Protopterus annectens (West African lungfish) is the source of this 8143-nucleotide messenger RNA. It is a transcript of the gene UBR3, whose product is annotated as ubiquitin protein ligase E3 component n-recognin 3. The record is from RefSeq and is a predicted model, not a curated record. Gene Ontology annotation, molecular function: ubiquitin protein ligase activity; zinc ion binding. Gene Ontology annotation, biological process: protein ubiquitination; ubiquitin-dependent protein catabolic process via the N-end rule pathway. NCBI's taxonomy places the organism in Eukaryota, Metazoa, Chordata, Ceratodontiformes, Protopteridae. Gene Ontology annotation, cellular component: cytoplasm; ubiquitin ligase complex. The transcript has 40 exons. Bases 23 to 5614 code for a protein of 1863 amino acids.
GCACUAGGGCUGAUUUGUGAUCAUGGCGGCGUCGCAGUUACGCCGGGAUAAGAAUUCUGUUGCAGCUCAGUUAAAAAUAGAGGUGAAUCGGCCAAAUAGCACUACAGGGAUCCAUCAGCUAAAUGACUUGUUAGACGGAGUAUUGAGCUCUGAAGCGUCGGUUGUUGACAGUGAGGUCUUAGAGUGGUGCAAGUGUUUAGUGGCCGGUGGGGAAGGUUUCGAAGAGUUUUGCAAGGCAGUGCGCUGUUAUGAUAAUGCCACUCUGUGUGGCUUGGUAUGGACGGCUAACUUUGUGGCCUAUCGUUGUAGGACCUGUGGCAUCUCCCCGUGUAUGUCUCUUUGUGCUGAGUGUUUUAACAACGGAGAUCAUACUGGGCAUGACUUCAACAUGUUCAGAAGUCAGGCAGGAGGGGCCUGCGAUUGUGGGGACAGUAAUGUCAUGAGAGAGAGUGGGUUUUGUAAAAGACAUCAGAUGAAAUCGCAGUCAGAUAUUCCGUGUGUUCCUAAAGAACUAUUAAUGAUGUCUGAACUAGUUCUUCCUAGAUUUAUCUUAUGCCUUAUUCAGUACUUAAGAGAUGGCUAUAAUGAAACUGAUCCAGUAUCAGAAAGAGACCUUCAGAAAGUAUUGCAGCCACUGGAACCUUGGAUUGCUUUCCUAGAGGAACUGACAAAAAUGGGUGGAGCCAUGCGACGUGUUCUUACAAAGGUCUUAACAAAUCAGCAGUAUUACAAGGAGCUUAGUGCAGGUCCUGGAAACAGUGCAUAUGCAAAGAAGAGCUAUGAAAAAUAUCUUUGUGCUGUAAAGGGUUCUGGAUUGUUAUCUUCAGAGGUUAAAGCAACAUCUAGUACGCAAGAACAAGGUGCUGGAACGAGUAGUUCAUUUACUCAGGGUGCUGCAGCUGCUGCAAGACCAACUGAUUCUUCAGAUGAGGAUAUUUUCUUCCAGGAAGACCAGGAUGGUAGUCAAGGUGUGGGCAAACGUAAGAGAGUAAAAUUAAGUAGCAGCACCAAAGAUUCAUCCAUUAUGGAUGUAUUGAAGCACAAGUGCUUUUUAGAAGAGCUACUGUUUUGGACAAUAAAAUACGAGUUUCCACAGAAGAUGGUCACCUUCCUUCUUAAUAUGCUACCAGAUCAGGACUAUAAGAUUUCUUUUACUAAAUCCUUCGUUCAGCACUAUGCAUUUAUAAUGAAAACACUGAUGAAGAGCCAUGAAUCGGACACCAUGUCUAACCGAAUUGUACAUAUUAGUGUUCAGUUAUUUAGCAACGAAGAGUUGGCACGACAAGUUACAGAAGACUGCCGUCUUCUAAAUAUUAUGGUCACAGUUCUACUGUAUAUGAUGGAAACUUGCCUUGUUAAAAGUGAAGUUCAAGAUGAAGAAAACAAUUUUCAUGUUGUGGUGAAUUGUGGAGAACCACUUUUGAAAAAUAACACCUACUGGCCUUUAGUUAGUGAUUUCAUUAACAUUCUUUCACAUCGAAGUGUAGCCAAGAAGUUUUUGGAGGACAGAGUGUUGCUGUCCAUGUGGAUGAGCUUUGUAUCAUAUUUUCAAGGUAUGAACUUGAACAAGCGAGAACUUAAUGAACAUGUAGAAUUUGAAUCACAAACUUAUUAUGCAGCAUUUGCAGCUGAAUUGGAAGCCUGUGCUCAGCCGAUGUGGGGACUUUUAUCACACUGUAAAGGCAGAGAUAAACAUGAGUACACAAGUACAAUCGUCAGAGAGUGUCUGGAAACACUAGAGGACUGGUUUGACGCGGUCAACUUUGUAGAUGAGCCAGCUCCCAACCAAGUCACUUUUCAUUUGCCUCUUCAUCGAUAUUAUGCUAUGUUUCUUAGUAAGGCUGUGAAGUGCCAAGAUAUGGACUUAGAUUCACUCCUUCCAGAUCAUGAAAUGCUUAUGAAGCUAAUGGUUCACCCAUUACAAAUACAGGCUAAUUUAUCAGAAAUUCAUAGUAACAUGUGGGUUAGGAAUGGCCUGCAGAUAAAAGGACAAGCCAUGACUUAUGUUCAGUCCCACUUCUGUAACUCCAUGAUUGACCCUGACAUCUUCUUACUGCAGGUUUGUGCAUCAAGGUUGGACCCAGAUUACUUCAUUUCAUCAGUUUUUGAAAGGUUUAAAGUUGUUGAUUUAUUAACAAUGGCAUCCCAACACCAGAGCAAUGUUCUUGAUGCAGAAUAUGAGAGGCCAAUGUUAGAAGGUGCCUUAACUUUUCUUGUUAUCCUUUUGAGCCUCCGUAUUCACCUAGGAAUGACUGAUGAUGAAAUCUUAAGAGCAGAAAUGAUAGCGCAACUCUGUAUGAACGACAGAACACACAGCUCAUUGUUAGACCUCAUUCCAGAGAAUCCUAACCCUAAAAGUGGUAUUAUGCCUGGGUGCUUAAGUUUUGAAACUGUGCUUGCUUCUGUUGCUGAUUUUAAAGCACCUGUGUUUGAACCUGGAGGUUCUAUGCAGCAGGGAAUGUACACACCCAAAGCUGAUGUUUGGGACAGAGAGUUUGAUCCCAUCAUGGUUAUCCUUCGAACCGUUUAUCGUAGGGAUGUGCAGUCAGCAAUGGACAGAUACACAGCAUUUUUGAAACAGUCUGGUAAAUUCUCUGGUAAUCCAUGGCCACCUUACAAAGAGAGGACACCACUACAUCCCAGUUAUAAAGGUCUAAUGAAGUUGCUGCACUGUAAAACUCUGCAUAUCGUUUUAUUUACACUUCUUUACAAGAUAACCAUGGAUCAUCAGAAUAUGUCAGAACAUGUACUUUGCAUGGUGUUGUAUCUCAUAGAGCUGGGUAUGGACAGUGUUCCUGAAGAAGAUGCAGAUGAAGAGGAAUCUGUUGAGCAAGACCGUUGUCAUGACAGCUGGUUUCCUGGAAGUAACUUGAUGUCCAACUUGCACCACAUAAUAAAUUUUGUGAGGGUGAAGGUACCAGAAACUGCUCCAGAAGUAAAAAGGGAGCCUCCUGCAAGCACUAGUUCUGAAACUGGCUCUUCUACUCAGAGCUCAAGACGAUCUUCUGCCUUCCAACGAGAGAAUUCGGGUACAGCUCAGGUAUUCAGUCUGGUUGCAGAACGUAGGAAGAAAUUCCAGGAAAUUAUCAAUCGUAAUAGUGGUGAAGUUAACCAAGUGGUUCGUCCAAAGGCAUUGUCAAUGAAAUGGUCAGCACCCAACUCAACUCCACAGCUUACCACAGCCAUUCUAGAAGUUAGAGAAAGUAUGCUGUCUCUUAUGGUAAAACUACAUCACAAAUUAUCUGCAAAACAAAAUUCAUACUAUCCACCUUGGCUAGAGGACUGUGAGAUGACAUUUGAGCAUGACUUUGAGAAAUACAACCAUGGUGAUGGAAUAACUGCGUUAGAAAGAAUACUAAUGAAAGCUGCUGCCCGCAGUCGUAAAAACAAAUAUUGUUUAGAAGAAAUAUGUAGAAAAGUGUCUCCUCCUGUACCACCAAAAAAGAACAGUCCAACAGAAAAGAAAGCCAUGGAUAAAGAGGAAAGACGUCAGAAGGCCAGAGAACGGCAACAGAAACUACUUGCAGAAUUUGCAUCAAGGCAAAAGAGCUUCAUGGAAACUGCAAUGGAUGUUGAAUCACCAGAUACCGAAGAUGUUAUGGAAAUAAGCUCAGUUGAACCACAGCCUUUGGAAACUAUUUAUGACUGUGUUAUUUGUGGACAGAGUGGUCCAUCUACUGAAGAACGUCCUACAGGACUGGUAGUACUGUUACAAGCCUCUUCAGUCCUAGGGCAUUGUCGGAAGAGCAGUGAGCCAAGGAAGCUGCCAACCAGCGAAGAGGAGCAUAUUUACCCUGAAGGUACAUGUGCAGCUGCUCAUGACGUCAGACUUGUAACACUGCAGAAAUACUUCAAGGACAGUUCAUGCUUACAGUCGGUGUCCAUUGGCUGGGAAGGCGGUGUCUACGUUCAAACAUGUGGGCACACUUUGCAUAUUGACUGUCACAAGUCAUAUAUGGAAUCUCUGAGGAAUGAUCAGGUCCUACAAGGUUUCUCUGUGGAUAAAGGAGAAUUCACAUGUCCUCUUUGCAGACAGUUUGCCAACAGCGUUCUGCCUUGUUAUCCUGGACAAAAUGUGGAAAAGACAUCAUGGCAUAAUCAAAACAAAAGUAUACAGCUCCUUGUCAAGGAGGUGGAAGAUUUACAGGAGCAGCUGGGGACAUUCCCAGUAAGCAUCAGUUCUGAAACUAACCUUAGCAAAGAAAUGGAGUCUGUGAUGAAAGAUAUAAAAAGCAGUACCCAGAAGAAAUAUACAGACUACAGCAAGACCCCUGGCACUCCAGACAAUGAUUUUCUCUUCAUGUAUUCUGUAUCCAGGACAAACUUGGAGUUGGAGCUGGUUCAUCGUGGAGGAAAUUUGUGUAUAGGAGGUGCCAGUGCUGCAGCAAAAAGAUCCUGUUUGAAUCAUUUGUUCCAUGUGUUAGCUAUGCACAUGCGUCUCUACAGGAUUGACUCUGCAUACAAUCCCUGGAUAAGGCUUACACAUCUGGUGCCCAAAGAGAGCACAGAUGUGUGUGAUGACGGAAAGCCAGAGGUGCCACUGUUGUACAGAGAUGUACCAUCAUUGCUGCUCAUUCUCGUUUUAACUAUGCCUCAGCCCUUACACAAAGAACACUAUACCUGCAUUGUUAAGGUACUCUAUACAUUACUGUUCACUCAAGCUAUUACAGCACUGUCUGUUUCAUUCAGUGCUGAAGAAAGACUGGCAUGGAAGAAUUCUGGAGCACUGAAAAAGAGUACAUGCAGCCAAGAAAAAUCAUGGGAAGUAUUACUUAGCCAUGUUAUCAGCAAACUGUCACUGGGAAAAAUCUAUGAGGAAGACACUGAAGAUUUAUCAAUGCUUAGUUCAAGUGUCUGGUCACCUCAGUCUAUAGAACAUUACUUGCAACAAUAUUGCUUACCAUUUUUAAGAAUCUCCAGUCUUCUUCAGCACCACCUCUUUGGUGAUGAACUGUUGAGUUGCCAGGAGGAGGAGGAAUUCACACUGCUUGCCAGCUGCCUGGGAUUGCUCUCAUCAUUUGCACAGACAUCAGAUCAGUUUUCUAGUGCCUCUUGCCUUGACUGGCCCUUACCAGCAUUUGACAUGAUAGUCCAGUGGUGCUCAGAGCUGACUUCAUUUGCAGAAACAAGUGUGGAUCAUUCAAAGAGUCUGUUGAUCCGGGAUCCUCAUUGGGCCUUACCUCGACUCUUGCAGUUACCAGAAAAUUAUAAUACAAUAUUUCAAUAUUAUCACAGAAAAUCCUGUAUUGUUUGCACUAAGGUACCAAAGGAUCCUACACUUUGCCUAAUUUGUGGUACCUUUUUGUGCCUGAAAGGACUGUGCUGUAAACAGCAAAACUACUGUGAAUGUGUGCUGCACUCUCAGAACUGUGGAGCAGGAACAGGAAUAUUCUUGCUGAUCAAUGCAUCAGUAAUCAUCAUCAUACGAGGCCACCGCUUCUGCCUAUGGGGUUCUGUCUAUCUGGAUGCUCACGGUGAAGAGGACAGGGACCUAAGACGUGGUAAACCUCUGUACUUGUGUGAAGAAAGAUACAAAGUCCUGGAGCAACAAUGGGUGUCUCACACAUUUGAUCAUAUAAAUAAAAGAUGGGGGCCACAUUACAAUGGAUUGUAGCUCAUCUCCUGCUUCAUGAAUGCAGCUUUACCAAUGAUAAGCUUUAACAUUAAAGGAAUCAAGUUUUUUAAAGCACCGUGAAAAGAGAAAAUGUCAUUUUCUUAUUACAAAGCCUUCAGACUGCAAUUAGGUGCUAUUUAUGCUUCAUAUAUGGUACAGUACUAGUUGCAAAAAUCCUAAGCUGUUUGAGAAUGGUCAGAAAAGACUAGAAAUUUUCCCCUAAUUUUCACAUUAUUUAAAACCGUGUUCAAAUAAAAAGCACAAAACUUAUUUUAUGUCCAUUUUAAAAGUGUGAUGUGUGCCCUGCAGAGUGCUGUCAUUAUAAAUAGGGAGGAAUUGGAAAACCCAUCAGUUAUAUUUGAAUCAUUUUUCUGUAGUUUGUGUCUGUUGUACUCACCAUGUAGUUCUUUAUUUGCAGACUUUGUGUUGAUAUGGAGUUUUUAUUUGUAUUUUGUAAUUACAUGAACAUACUAAAACAUGAAUAUCAGUGACUGUGGAAUAUUGUAUAUUAAGGGGUGAUUUGGAAUGCAAACAUACUUCUCACUUUUUAAGCUCACAUGUUGAAAGGUAGCCUGAAAGAAGAAUCAAUUUUACCAGGGGGAAACAUAAUUCUCUUUCAUUCUCAGGAACUUUCAUGUAAUUUUGCUAUAGUUAGAAAUUGCUGUAAAUUGUAUGUAUAUUUUUUUUUAAAUCCUGCUGCUGCUGUCCUGUACUACUUAAUAAUUUAGUCACCUUUGUAAAAGAUGUUUGCCAUUUUGUAUUCAAAAGCUGGAAUCAGGCUGUUGCAGUUUGAGUGACUAUUAAUAACUGCAGUAUAUAGAUUUUACUCUUAUUUACUCAGUUUUGCUUGACAUGCCACAUGGCAUAUCCUAAUUGUAAGUGUGCAUGCCUGCAUUUUAUCGCCACCCAGAUAUGUGUAUUAGAAUUAUUUGGUCUGAAAAGGAGAGACUGUACAGUAAAUGAAACUGAGUUCCAGAUCUUACUUUAUUUUAUUUAUUUAUUUAAUGUUUUUGUCAGUUCUAGAUGUUCGUUGAGUUCUGGAUCUUUUCUUUUCUUUUUUUUUUUUGGUCAGUUCUAGAUGUUCAUCUUUGUCAGUUCUAGAUGUUCAUCUUUAUUGUAUUUGUACAGCGUAAUCAGCUUUUUAUGCUUGGUUUCCUAAGCAGGAAGAAAUAGCUUGGGGCAUUCAUUCUUUUCAGAACUGGUUUCUGUAUCCCAUUUCAGCUCUAGAACAUCCUUAAUAGUAUAGUUUUUGGGGGAGGAGUUUUGUUGAAAAACAAGUAAAAGUAAAUAUUUUGAUAAAUAAAGUGCAAUAGUAAGGUAUGCAGAUGUCACUGAUUUGUCCCUGCAUAUUCUUACCACUGAAUUGUUUAGAAAUGUUGGGAAUUUUAAGCCACACGCUAGGGUUUUCAGUGCUUUUCUCUUUUGGUUUGGUGCUUAGCCUAGACCUCUAAAAUAUUUUGAUUUGCCUAAGAAUGUGUUUUGAUAAAACACUGUCCCUAAUUCUGCUAUAAAAGCUUUAAAAGUUAAGAUGUGUCAACCAGCAUUAAGUGGGUCUGUCAUUGAGGUAUGCAGUUUCUUACUUGAAUAUGUCUUGCACUAGUAAAACUGAGUAAAUGAAACCACAGAAGCCAAUUUACAGGUUAUAUUGUAACAGACAUGAUGAAAUGGACAAACAGUGGAGCUUUAUGCACCUUAAUGGAACAAUAGUUUAGCAGGAUUAUUGCAUUCUAAUCCAUAGGUACAGUGAUACAGUUCUGUGUCGGUAUUUUUAGCUUUUUGUUAUUUAUCUUAUAUAUUUUUCCCUACAGCCUAUCUCUUGUGAAUUUAAGAUUGUUUGGCUGGUUAGACUAGUGGAAAUAUAUUGCAGCACUUUAUUUGCAAUUUUGUUUUAAGAUUAUUUCCAGACUAUGUCUUUACUUUGCAUUACUCAGAUGUAAAGAGUGGUCUGUUACUACAUGAUCAUAACAUAAAAUGAGCACUUGCUGCUGAAGUUUUGGAUGAAUGUAAGCCAUAUACCACAGUUAAAGGGCAGGGUGGGGAUAAAUUAAAUUGUAGUACUUUGUUAAACAAAGAAGUCUGGUGAUGCCCAACUUUCAACAGCUUGUUACUUUAUCUUACAACAGACAUCCCAGUCCUUCAUGUAUUUGGAUCGACCACAUACAUCUGCUGAACAUUUGAAGUAAUUGCGUAUCAGCCAUGCAGUCAGUUUUGAACAAGAUACUUGGUUUUGUAAAUGUACUUGAAUUCACGCAUGCUGCUACUUUCAAAAAGGAUGUCCCCACAUUUUAUGGAUUGGGUCCCCACCUUGCAUAUUCUUAAACUCAUGUAGCCUGAAGUUGAGUGCAGUGUGUAUAUUGUAAUCAAAAAAGUGUGCUUACUGGUGUGUUAUCUUGUAAGAAAGAACAUAUAAAUACAGUACAUUACUGUAGAGAUUGAAUAAAGCUUUCUGAUGAAAAAAAAUUCAGAAGGUUCAAAACUAGACCUAAUAAAGAUUGUAUAAUAUGUUAAUAAAAAUCGAGAGACACUUCA